Molecule: messenger RNA, 2194 nt
Organism: Mytilus trossulus (common blue mussel)
Lineage: Eukaryota; Metazoa; Mollusca; Bivalvia; Mytilida; Mytilidae
Exons: 3
Coding region: 74-889 (271 amino acids)
Cellular component (GO): mitochondrion
Source: RefSeq, a predicted model, not a curated record
CUUCCGGUUUAGAAAUGAGCACGUUGGAUUUGACCGUCAAAAUUAUACAACAAUUGAUUUGAUUGCUUGUGUCAUGUUAACAAAAACCUUGACUGGAAAUUGUAUUUCCAUUUUUAGACGAAGAAAUCAUGAGCAAAUGGAAUUUUGCCACAGAUUUUUGAUAUCACUAGGGAAACCGCAAUCGUCAAGCCCUGCAAGACUUCGUCAUAUUUCAUCAUUUUCUUCGCAAUGUUUUUGCAGACCCAAGAAAAAAUAUGCAUGUAACACAGUAAAAAGCUCCAGUCUGUCAGUGACCAGUGGUCAGCAAUACUUGCAAAUAUAUCCAUGUUCAACUAUUUACCAAUCAUUUUCAACUAGUGCUGGUGACUUUCAGAAAGAUAAAUCAAAAGACAAGGAAACAACAGAAAGUGAAAUCACAGACAAAACAGAAAGUUCAGAUAGUGUUGAACAAAAUUUAUCAAUAUUUCAAAGAUUUAAAAAAGCAUACAAGGAGCAUGGAAAAGUUCUUAUUGGAGUACACCUGUUUACAUCAACUUUCUGGUUUGGCUCCUUUUAUUAUUUAGCAUUAAGUGGUAUUGAUGUGGUACCAUUGUUGGAAAAAAUGGGAGCUGGAGAAACCAUAAUGAAGCCUUUUAAAUCCUCCCAUGCUGGUGAAAUAGCUGUGGCCUAUUUGUUAUACAAGUUGGCUACGCCUGCCAGAUAUACUGUAACUCUUGCUGGAACUAAUUUUACAAUCAAAUAUCUGCAGAAAUCUGGAAAAAUGGUUAAGCCAGCAGAGAGAGAAAGCUUUAAGGAGAUAUACAAAGAUGGCAAACAGGAAUUGAAAGAAAAGCGAAAAGAAAUUGAUUCUAAAAUAAAAACGAGAACUCAAAAAUAUUCAAAAAAGUGAAGUCCUUGAAUUAGUUGCUUUUGAUACAUUCUUGUUCAUUCAUAAUAGUAUGCCAGCUGAGUCCACUUGGUGUAUGUGAUAGCAUAUUUAUUUAUUGUAUCAAUAUAUUUAAGGAAACAGAAAUUUCUAAAGUAAUGUAUAAAAAAUGACAUAUAUUUUCUUCUCUUUGUUUGAUGCAUAUGUAACUAUUUUAAUAUUUGUAGUUCAUGUCAGUAUUAUGUCUUUUACACAUCUUUAUAUAUUUUUUUGAGUGGUACAGUAAUAAACAUCUUCUGAGGUACAAUUCUACUGCAGACUUAUCUUAAUGAGUUAGAUUUUUAAAUUUUAUAACUGAUGCAAUAAUAAAACAAUAAUUAAUAAGCCUUCCUAUCAUAACAAGUUUUGGAUUUGUAAGGGUCAGUUAUCAAUAAUUUAAUUUUGGAUGUAACACGUCUUCUGAUUGGCUGACAUUAUUUUGUUAUGAGCAUGUGCAUGUGGUGCACACUGUUAAAUAACCUGCUAUGCACGUUAUUCAGUGUGCACCAAAUUUUUUAUGUUUUUUCUUCAUAGACAGAAAAAAAUAUUACAGUCAUUCCUUAAAUAAUGAAGUUCUUAUAUAGAUUAUAACAAAUAAUUGUAAAAUUGUCCUUUGUUUAUUUAUGAAUUUGGAAAUUAUUAGGAAACUAAAGUGUUUUUAAACUCCCUGAGAUAAAGUUGACCAUAAACAUGAUAAAUGAUUUUGACUUAAAUUAUUUUGUCCUUUUUGGUUUACUUUAAACAUUGUUUAUUGCUCAAAAUGAAAAAUGGAUCAGACACAACAUAGCUCUUCAACUGUUAAGGUUCUGAUAGCUCAUUGACUUUUUAAUAUUUAAUGUUGAGUGUUCCUCAUGGAGGUAAAUUCAGAAAACUGUUUCUAAUGCAUGAAAUAUAUAAAAUUUUGAUUUCAUUAUUGCAUAAAAAGAAAAAGUUCAUAAUAUCACAUAUUUUAGAUUAUUUUUAAAAGUUUGUUAAAACACACUAAUGCUUACUAACAAAUAGAACAGAAAUUGAUUAACAGAUUUCAGUGCCAUAUUGAUCAAAGGUGGUAGCAAUCAUUUUAUGACCAAUAGACCCAAUCUGAAUUGGAUUUAUACAGGACUAAUGGUAUGAGAGAAGUAUAGCUUAUUUCACAGAUUUAAAUGGUUGUAUUAUUAUAUAUCAUGGUAAUAAUUUUGUUAUGUGCUGUUACAAAGACAUAUAUAUUAUUUGUGCUCUGAUGUGUGAUUCUGCUUGUUUGUAUGACUUCUGUAGAUCUAGUAUAAAUAAAAUGUCAUUCAGUAUUAACUU